This is a messenger RNA of Bipolaris oryzae ATCC 44560, 591 nucleotides long. RefSeq lists its product as uncharacterized. NCBI's taxonomy places the organism in Eukaryota, Fungi, Ascomycota, Dothideomycetes, Pleosporales, Pleosporaceae. The record is from RefSeq and is a predicted model, not a curated record. The transcript is spliced from 2 exons. Bases 1 to 591 code for a protein of 196 amino acids.
AUGAAGUACACCACUGCUCUCGCCUCUCUCUUCGCUGCCGCCAUGGCAGCCCCUACUGCUGUUCAGCCUGUUGCUAGGCAAGCAGAAAACAGCCCUUACUUCAACGUCAUCUCUCAGCGCAGCGCCUCUCCCAUCCACUUCCAGAACUUGAAUGCUCGCGGCGGAUCCUUCUACCUUGGCGGAAAGGGACCUUCUUCCUACUGCCCCUCGGAGGUUAUCGGCAUUGAGAACUGCCCACCAGGCAACACGACGACAUUUGCUGGUGGCAACAACACUCUCAGCCUCGGCGUUGUUGUUCCCGGUGGUCAACAGGUCUACGUCGACCCUGACGGUGCCCUGAGCUACACCACCGCUCACUCUGCCUACAUCCCUCCUGGCUCGACCGUCACCGGCUUCAGCCGCACCCCAGCUCCCAACAGCGACCUGUUUGGCUACCUGAACUGGGACUGUGGCUUCCUUGCCUGCCCUGGCUCUGCCGACGAUGGAUGGAAGGUCUACGGCAAGCUCGACAACGUCACCUUCAGCGACGAGUGCCUCUCAUUCAGCGCCAUUGCCUCUCCCGUCGAUGCCCCUGGCGCCUGGCAAUACUAG